GUUAUUUAGUGAAGCUUGCCAGGCAUGACAGGCUGGUUUAAGUUUGAAAUUAGAGUACACUUCCUCAACCAACCAAACCUCCGUUAUCACGGCACUACUGAGGAAAGAUGACAAAAGACUGAAACAUCCAGACCACAUCAUUACUCCAAACAUCCUCACUGGAUAACCACUCACCACAAUGUCCUCACUUGUUGUCCUGAAACGGUUAAUCAAAUCUGAGAAGAUAUUUGGGUAAAAACUGAGAAGGGGAGGAGAAAAUGGGAAAGACAGCGAGUGUGACAACAGGAAACGCUCGUCUCUCUGUAGUUUCCUACUGAAUGUGUGACAGCUCUGCCCUCCACCUUGUUUCCACAUAACUCUAACGCGGUCAAACUAAUGCACAUUUUAAAUCAGCAUUCUGUGCCUCAUGCAGCAUCUCCGCAGAGAAACCACGUCCUCUGCAAGGAAUGAUGGUGAACCUGAGGUUGAACAAAAAGAACUUCCUUCUAGUCGUCGGUCUUGGCUGCGUCUUUGUGAGCUUGCAGAAGAUGCCUCGUUUUCAUCUUCGUGGCAGUGGAAAGAAAACCACUGUUACAAUUCUACUGUGGUACUGGCCUUAUCAGAUUCCCUACAACCUGGAGGGUGACACAUGCCUGAAGAAUUAUAACAUCUCCGGUUGUCGCCUGGUGGAUAAUCGCGCAAGCUAUUCCGACGCCGACAUUGUCGUCUUCCAUCAUCACGACCUGAAGAUACGCGGCCAGACGCUUCCGCUCCAUUUACCUCGACCAGUUCGCCAGAGAUGGCUCUGGGUGUCUCUGGAAGCACCACAAAACAACGGGAAUUUAAACCAAUAUGCUAGGAUCUUCAACUUGACCAUGUCUUACCAUCCUGGUGCAGAUGUUACAGUACCAUAUGGUGAGAUCAAAGAGAAAGACGGCGACACGGCGACUGAUGAUUUUGUCAUGCCGAAGAAUAAGACCCAUCUGGUGUGUUGGGUGGUCACUAACUACAAGAAUCAUCACAGGAGAGCUAGCGUGUAUCAACAGCUUAAUAAGAUCCUCCCCGUGCAAGUGUACGGUCGCGCCAUGGGGAAGCCAGUGAACCAACGUGCGUUGCUACCCACGAUUUCCCGUUGUUAUUUUUAUCUUGCUUUCGAGAACUCAGAGUCUCCGCACUAUAUCACCGAGAAGCUCUGGCGAAACUCCUUCAUGGCUGGAACGGUGCCUGUAGUACUGGGUCCUCCACGAAGCCACUACGAGGCUGUCGCACCACCACAUUCGUUCAUCCACGUAGACGACUUUGACUCCUUAGCGAACCUGGCCACGUUCCUAAAAGAACUAGCUGGAGACACAAAACGCUACAGGUCUUACUUCUCCUGGCACCAAAACUACACCGUCAAACUAUAUACAGAUUGGAGAGAGAGGCUAUGUAAGAUCUGCCAAGUUUAUGACAAACUUCCUUACCAUAAAAUACACCACAAAUUACCUAUAGAUGAUUAAAGUGCCCCAAUCUUCUCCAUAUACACCGUUCACUUUACUGCCCAGGUACGGAAACCCCAUCCUAUUGGGAAAGUCUUGUAGUAAAAGGAGCUGCAUGAAGUCAUUUGCAGCUUAAGAAUAAAUACCUUUGCAGAGGUGCAAGAGGAAAUUUUGAAGAAACUGAAACUACAAGCAGAAACCCCAAUUUCCUCCCUCUUUAAAUAAAACCCAAAUGUUUAAUGAGCGUUGAGAAGUCUGUACCGGAUGUGCCGGUCGAACCACUCUCACUCAGUGAACCAACCCCCUCCUUCCCGGUUUCUACCUAGCUCUUUAUAAAAAAAAAAAUCACAUCAUUCAAGCAUUCUCAACAUGACGUUUAAUUUCAGAUUCAGAAAAUAUUCCCCCACCUACACCAAUGUCUUCAACCAGUCAUAAACAUCCGCCUCUUUAAGACAAAAAAAAAAAAAAACCCCACCUGAUGAUUUAUACCCUCUAAAAAGGCUGUAAUUCAUGAAGCAUUCUUCUGUAAGGACAAGAACAGCAGACUUGAACCGUCAAAAGGAAUUGUUUUAAUUGCUAAAACACCAAGUGAGGAAAUGUACUGUCGAUUUUCAUAAGACAAGACCUCACUGCACCUCGGCAAUAAAUUAUCACAUUUCACAUCAUUUACAGGGUCGUAGACGAGAGUCUUCAUCGAGAUGUGACGAGCAAAUAAGGCACAUAAUUCAUUAAAAAAAUUUAUCUAUCCAACGUGCACAGGGGCAAGUUAUCAAAUACAGCCUUGAGGAAGCAGUGUUUGAUGCCCUUUCAACGGCCAACUUCAUUUUUUUACAUACCAAAUUUGUGACUUUUCCAUAAGGAUUUAAAAAUAAAAAGCGAUCAAAACCUU
Molecule: messenger RNA, 2346 nt
Organism: Ictalurus punctatus (channel catfish)
Lineage: Eukaryota; Metazoa; Chordata; Actinopteri; Siluriformes; Ictaluridae
Gene: fut7
Product: fucosyltransferase 7 (alpha (1,3) fucosyltransferase)
Exons: 2
Coding region: 447-1478 (343 amino acids)
Cellular component (GO): membrane
Molecular function (GO): alpha-(1->3)-fucosyltransferase activity
Source: RefSeq, a predicted model, not a curated record